Messenger RNA from Moneuplotes crassus, 1015 nucleotides. NCBI's taxonomy places the organism in Eukaryota, Ciliophora, Spirotrichea, Euplotida, Euplotidae. The record is from the annotation of a GenBank genome assembly.
AUGGAUUCGAAAGAUGACAAAGAUCUGACUAAUGAAGUCUUAUCUUUGAUGAAGGACAGCGGAAUCAGUCAGACUCUUCUUACCGGACUUGAGAGAGAUCCUGGGUUUCCUAGGUUUUGCACUGAAUGGGCUAAACAGAGAUGGAUAGAAAGAUCGAAGAUUUCUGAUCAAGAUCUGAUAUGAAAAUUGCAAAAUAAGAUAAAGACAUGUGAAGCAAAAAUUGGGAAGUGGAGUAAUCCUUUGAGAAGAGCAGUUAAUAAGUUCAUAGUGGAUGAAGAACAAAGUUAUAAUAUUAGUGUUUUGUUGAUAAAAUGUCUAACUUUGGAAACGAUUGGUGAUAAAAGUUUGAAAAAAUUGGCAUCUUACAUAGAUUUAUCAAAAGAUACUGAAGCAAGAUAUCUAGAAAUUUUCUCAAAGCACAAAUUGCCUUAUUUCAAAUAUAUCAUACUGACAACUUACACCAAGAAACAGAAAAUAAUGAAUAAAUUCAUGCAGCAUUCUUUUCCAUGUAGAGUUGGAAGUUUCUACUUAGAUAAUAGCUAUAUCGAUAGGAGUAAACCUAUAGUAGAAAAAAUUGGAAAGUACUUAAACGGAUUAAGACGAGUACUGCCAAGAGUUACCAAGAACUUCGAGAUCAGUGGAUUUGCAAUCACCAAGAGGCAACUCCAAACAAUAUUUUAUCUUUGCAGAUCUGUCAAAUGAUUGCGCUUUGGAUGAUGAAAAUUAGAUUUGGUAACUGUCCCUAACCUAGGCAGAUCAGUUAACGAUUACAAGAUUCAGGGUCUUGUCUUUGGGGGUUGAGGUGCGAUAGAUACUGGUAAUUGGAAUGAGUACCCAGAACACUUUGAACACUUAAUAAAGGGCCUAUCUCAAACUGAAUGGGCAUACUCAAGCUUAGGGAUGAUCAUGCUGAGUCAUAAAGAUAUUGACCGUCUUUAUAGCCAACAAAUAUUGAAAAAGUAUAAGCUUAAAUGUAUGAUUUAGGAUAAUUUUCAACUACAACUUUUCAGCCAGG